AUGGUAUCCAAAAAUACAAUGUUAGCUAAGCUUAUACUGGCGUUUCUAUAUGUAAAUACAGUUCUAGAUUAUGGGGAGAGCUCAUAUUCUGCAUUAAGUGACUAUCAUCGUAAGAUAAGGUGGAUGGCUUCGAUCAAGGCAUCAUUUAUUUCCCGCAACGGAGCCCCUCCCACACCUCACAGCUUUUCUACAGCUCCGGUUUUGGCAAGUUCGAGGGUUCAUCAUGCAAUUGAGUAUGGAGCUGAUCCUACUGGAAAAUUGGACAGCACUAAUGCCCUUGAGCAAGCUAUUUCGGAUGCUUUUCGGUCUCCAGUUGAAGGCCAGUUGAUACAGGGUGUGGCUGACCUUGGUGGCGCACAGCUUCAUCUUAAUGGAGGGACAUACAAGAUCAGUCGUCCACUUUGCCUACCAAAGACUAGCGGCGGUAACUUUAUGAUACUGGGUGGAUCACUCACUGCAUCACCUGAUUUUCCAACUGAUCGACACUUGAUAGAGCUUUUGCCAUCAUCAGAUUCAUAUUUAUACGAAGAUAUUACACUUAAGGACCUUAUGAUAGACUCCAAUUUCAGGGGUGGUGGCAUUGCCAUAGUUAAUUCUUUAAGAACCGUCAUAGACAAUUGUUACAUCUCACAUUUUAUAACCAAUGGCAUUUUGAUACAAGGUAGCCAUGAGACUUUUGUAAAAAAUACAUUCAUCGGUCAGCAUAUCAAUAUCGGAGGUGAUCAUCGCGAAAAAGAUUUUUCUGGUGUCGGAAUCCUCAUCAAGGGCAACGAUAAUGUAGUCACUGAUGUUGUUGUUUUCUCAGCAUCAAUUGGAAUUAUGAUACAGGGACAGGCCAAUAUGCUCACCGGGGUACACUGUUACAACAAGGCCACUAGAUGGGGUGGCACUGGAAUUUAUAUCCAGGCUCCUGGUUUUACUCAGACCCGAAUCGCCAAUUCGUACUUUGAUUUCACAGGAAUUAUAGCAGAAGACCCUGUGCAACUCCAUGUUACCGGCUCAUUUUUCCUUGGCAAUGCCUUUAUUUUGCUCAAAUCCAUAGUGGGUGUGGCAUUUGGUGUGAACAUUGUUGACAAUAUGUUUUCGGGUGAUUAUACGGGGGUUCCAAUAGUUCAACUGGAUCAAUCAAAUAGUCCAUUCACUACAAUCGAGCAAGUUAUUGUUGAUAGAAAUAAUGCGAGAGGAAUGGAGCUUAAAUCAACAGUUGCCAGGAGGUCUGUAUGGAGCAAUGGGACAACUUGGACCGUUGAUUUCUCGCAGGCCCUAUUGUUUCCUAACUUGAUCAAGCAUGUGCAAUACACGUUGCAAGCAGAGGCAUCAUUUCCCAGCCAUAUUCUAAGGAAUAUAUCAGGAAAUCGAGUCACAGUGGAGUCACUAUGGCCUAUAUCAGCAACAUUGCAUGUAACUGUGGAUCAAAGCACGGUUGCAUAUACAUUAUGA
Molecule: messenger RNA, 1440 nt
Organism: Durio zibethinus
Lineage: Eukaryota; Viridiplantae; Streptophyta; Magnoliopsida; Malvales; Malvaceae
Product: polygalacturonase QRT3-like
Molecular function (GO): polygalacturonase activity
Source: RefSeq, a predicted model, not a curated record